GAGACGGCGCGGAACCCCAGCCGCCUGCAAACAAUCAUCUAAACAUUAGCGUCUCUUUCCAGUGAAAUGCUGAAGUGCGUGGGUCUCUGGCGCUUGUUCGGAUAAACGCAACCACCGAGAAUUGCCCCCUGAUGUUUUCUGAUAUGGGACCAUUCCCACUGAGGUGGCUGUACCAAGUUUACCAUCUAUAGAAAUUGCCUGAAUUUCCUGUAGGUCUCAAAUCUCAGCUUGGAGUUUACUUUCUCUUUCCCGUCGCCUCGAAAAAAAAUGGCAGUGCUUUCAGGGUUCAUAUUUCUGUGCCUGCUUCCUGCUGUAAUCACUCAACGUGCAUCACCUCGAGGACCCAGGCCAAUACCAGGGCGAGGUGACAGUCCAGAGCCAACUCCACCUCCCCUCUUACCUGAGCCCACACCAAUACCUGGAGGCUGUGAAAGGAUAAUCGACUGUCCCAUCAGGGUGUAUUUCACCAUUGACACCUCAGAGACCAUUGCAUUGCAAGAGCCCCCGCCCGGCAGCCUGGUGGACAGUAUCAGAGAAUUCACAAAGAUCUUUGCCCAGAGGCUAGCUGAUGAAGAGUACAGGGGCCAGAUCCAGAUCACGUGGUCCAUAGGAGGUCUGCACUUCUCCCAGACGCAGGUGGUCUUCAGUCAGUUUACAACCAGAGAGAACUUCAUCAGGAAUCUCGCUUCGAUCCGAUACCUCGGCAAAGGCACUUACAUAGACUGUGCCCUCAAAAACAUGACUCACCACAUGACUCAACAUUACACAGAGACAAAGGCCGUUCUCUUCUCUGUGGUCAUCACUGAUGGCCAUGUGACAGGAAAUCCAUGUUCGGGCAUCAAGAUGAUGGCAGAAAAGGCUCGAGAUCGAGGGAUCCAGAUUUUUUCAGUUGCAGCGUCCAGGAUGAUUGACGAAUUUGGAAUGAGGGAGAUAGCGAGCUCUCCGUACGAACUGUUCCGUAAUGACUACGUAGUGGUGGAAAUCGUUGAUGGGAAACCAAGAAUGAGCAUUGAGUCCAUUGAUCGUAUCAUAAAAGCCAUGAAAUACCAAGCAUAUUUACAGUGUUAUAAACCAAGAUGCAUUGAGACUCCUGGGCUCCCUGGACCAAGAGGACCUCCGGGUCCAAAAGGCACAAAAGGAGACAGGGGUGCUACAGGGCCAAAGGGUGACAGGGGGAGACCGGGUGAUCCUGGCAUUGAAGGCCCAAUCGGACGACCUGGUUCAAAGGGAGACCCUGGUUUGAAAGGUGACAGGGGUGAAAUUGGAUUAAGUGGAGCAAAGGGCAUUGCAGGUUCACCUGGCAAGAAUGGAUUUGAUGGGCAAAAGGGGAAAAUUGGACGAGUUGGAGCUCCUGGUUGUAAUGGUGAUCCAGGUGACAAGGGACUAAGUGGCUACCCAGGGGAUGCUGGUGAAACUGGACCACCAGGUGACAAAGGACAAAAGGGUGACGCAGGCCUUCCUGGAAAGUCCGGCCCACCUGGCCCUCGGGGUGAUCAAGGACCAAAGGGUGAAAGAGGAAACCCUGGAAAUCCAGGAGAGACAGGACAAACAGGGAUUCCGGGGAAGAAAGGGUCACCUGGACCAAAAGGCGAAGAGGGGAGGAGAGGAAACCCAGGACGAAAGGGGGCUCCAGGACCUGGUGGGCCAAAUGGGCCAAAGGGAGAACGAGGCCCACAGGGAAGCAGAGGUCAGCCUGGGGAAAGUGGAUUCAAGGGCGCUAAGGGAGAUCAGGGACUACCGGGACCGAGGGGUCAGCCAGGAGGACCAGGCAGUCCUGGAGAAGAUGGCAUCAGGGGAAAUCCUGGAGAUCCUGGACUAAGGGGAGACACUGGGCCACCUGGACCAAAGGGUGACAAAGGAAGACCAGGCUUCAGCUAUCCUGGAUCGAGGGGACCACCUGGAGACAGGGGUGAAAAAGGCAGGAGAGGACCCAGAGGGAGCAGAGGUGAAUGUGGCGCCAAAGGAGAACCUGGAAAUAAAGGACAGCCAGGAGAGCCUGGGGAUCCAGGCCAGACAGGGCAGCCAGGAGCGAGAGGACCCAGAGGAGAACGUGGGCCUGAUGGGGGUCCAGGACCAGUAGGCGAUUCUGGGCUCACCGACUGUGAUGUUAUGACUUACAUCAAAGAGACGUGUGGUUGCUGCGACUGCGAGAAGCACUGUGGAGCUAUGGACAUUGUUUUUGUAAUUGAUAGCUCAGAGAGUGUUGGGCUGACAAACUUCACCCUGGAAAAGAACUUUGUUAUCAACACCAUCAACAGGCUGGGAUCUAUGGCCACCGAACCUACAUCACCAACUGGCACGAGAGUUGGAGUUGUACAGUACAGUCACAACGGGACCUUUGAGAGCAUUCGCCUUGAUGACCCAACCAUAAAUUCCAUGUCUGCCUUCAAAACAGCAGUGAAGAAUCUGAAGUGGAUUGCUGGUGGCACCUUCACCCCCUCUGCUUUGAAGUAUGCCUACGACAACCUCAUCAGGGACAGCAAGAGAGCCAGAUCCAAAGUGUCCGUCGUUGUGGUCACAGACGGCCGCUUUGACCCUCGAGACGACGACAAUCAACUCACAUACCUUUGCAACGACCCUGCUGUGGUGGUGAACGCCAUUGGGAUAGGGGACAUGUUUGACACCAAACACGACAGUGAGACUCUGGUGUCAAUUGCAUGUAACAACAAGGCCCGGGCCACUGAAAUGAAGCGUUACUCCGACUUGGUGGCUGAUGAAUUCUUAGAAAAGAUGGAAACUGUGCUUUGUCCUGAUCCAGUAAUUAAGUGCCCUGAUCUCCCCUGUAGAAGUGAACCUGACGUAGCCCCUUGUGUUGAGCGGCCAGUGGAUUUGGUAUUUCUAUUAGAUGGCUCAGAGCGCCUUGGGGAGAAGAACUUCCUCCUUGUCCGUGAAUUUGUUCAGAAGGUGGCAGACAGGCUGGGACUGGCCAGGAGCAUAACUGAUCGAAAACGAGCCCGCCUGGCACUGAUGGAGUUCGGCAAGGAGUCUGAGAAUCGAGUGGCCUUUGAGCUCACACAUGACCCUGCCACCAUUGUUAAUGGUUUAGCAGCCUUACAGUAUCUAGAUUCUUCUUCAAAUGUGACAUCUGCCACCUUCCAUGCCAUCUACAACAUCCUGAGCAAAGGAAACACCCAGAAAACGAGGCGCAAUGCAGAGGUUUCAUUCAUUUUCAUUACAGACGGCGUAACUGACAGCAUCCACCUGGAGAGGGCAGUUAAAACCAUGCGUAGUCACCAGGUGGUUUCCACGGUGAUUGCCACAGGAAGUGACAUUGAUCAAGAAGUCCUAACAAAGCUGGCCAUGGGGGACCAGCAGGCCAUCUUCAAAGGAGAAAAAUUCUCAGAUUUUUUAAAGUCCAGUUUGUUUGAUCGUUUCAUCCAGUGGGUGUGUUAGAGAGACCAUGCUCCCAUGAGCUUCAUAGUGGUGCUCCAGCUGUUAAUCCAGUAUUUUCAACGAUAAUUAUCAUUUAUUUCAAUUUAUUACAUUAAUGUGGUUGUUGUGGCUCUGUGGAGGAAGACAUCCUACAGUGAAACAAGCCUGAGCUCCCUGCAGCUGUACCCUGGGUCUUACUGCAGUCAUUCAUUUCAUCCUCUAUUUGAAAUGAGCUGCUUUAGCUCCUCUACCUUAAAGCUGAUUUUCUUCUGUUGGCUGCCCCUCGCAAAAAGGUUUAUAAGGCAGAUGGCGCUUCUGUGCUCACAAGCAGAGGUGCCCAUAUUUGCGACAUUCCCUAUCUUUGAUACCAUGCAGAUCCAAGAGUGGAAAAACUGUCUGCCCACAUCCUCAGUCUCAGCCUGAUUUAGCAUCUGUAUUGAUUUUUGCAUUUGUAUUUAAGUUUGGAUAAAUACAGGCAUAAAACAUACCUGUGGCAGGAUCUGGAUUUAGCAGUUUGUAGAAAAUCAGCCCACUUUCAUCUAUGCAUGGAUGCAGAUGCAAUUUGCGACAGGUUCACUCCAGGCAGCUUAUUUCAGAAUCAAAAGCAAACAUUUAAAGUGAUUCAUCUAAUAGAUUCAUUUUCUGCAGGAGCUCAAAUUUGUUGCCUUGAUAAAUUCAGUUUUGUGCGACUGCUUGUAGAGCUGCAAUGGCCAAAUUAAUAGGUGAAUACACUGUUGAAAGUAAUUUCACAGCAGACAGUAUAUGAAAGAUGGACACAGUCACUGUGUUUGAAAAGUGAAACCAUGUGCCAUACCACUGACGGUCUGUAGGUACUGCCCCUGUUAGUA
Molecule: messenger RNA, 4220 nt
Organism: Archocentrus centrarchus (flier cichlid)
Lineage: Eukaryota; Metazoa; Chordata; Actinopteri; Cichliformes; Cichlidae
Product: collagen alpha-2(VI) chain-like
Exons: 28
Coding region: 268-3393 (1041 amino acids)
Source: RefSeq, a predicted model, not a curated record